AUGGCGUCGCUAUCCGAAAGCGAGGGGACGAACAGGGGGGGCAUGUGGGAGCUGGAUCAGAACCUUGAUCAGCCCAUGGAUGAGGAAGCCACCAGACUCAAGAAAUUCUCAUCAGUUUUGAUGCUGCGGCUUGCAUUUCAGAGCCUUGGGGUGGUCUUUGGUGACUUGGGCACAUCACCGCUCUAUGUGUUCUAUAAUGCCUUUCCUCACGGAGUAUACGACGACGAAGAUGUUAUUGGAGCUCUUUCCCUGAUCAUUUACACCCUUACUCUCAUCCCUCUUCUGAAGUAUGUUUUUGUUGUCUUGAGGGCAAAUGACAAUGGUCAAGGUGGUACACUUGCUCUAUAUUCACUACUCUGCCGUCAUGCAAAGAUCAGCACUAUACCCAACCAACACAAGACUGAUGAGGACCUAACGACAUAUAGUCGGCAAACUUAUGAGGAGAACUCAUUGGCAGCGAAAAUAAAGAGAUGGCUAGAAACACGCGCAUAUAAAAGAAACUGUCUUCUUAUUCUUGUUCUCCUUGGUACUUGUACAGCUAUUGGAGAUGGAAUCCUUACUCCUGCUAUAUCAGUUCUUUCUGCAUCAGGUGGUAUAAAAGUUCAAAAUCCAAACAUGAGUACUGAUAUUGUUGUACUUGUUGCCGUGAUCAUCUUGAUUGGAGUAUUCAGCAUGCAACACUUUGGUACAGACAAAGUUGGAUGGCUAUUCGCACCUAUAGUGCUCAUCUGGUUCAUUUUAAUUGGAAGUGUCGGAGCACUGAACAUACACAAGUAUGGUAGCUCUGUAUUAAGAGCAUACAAUCCAGUCUAUAUAUACCGUUAUUUCCGAAGGCGGGGAAAUUCUUCUAACACCUGGACCGUUCUUGGAGGAAUCAUGCUUAGCAUCACAGGAACUGAAGCGUUAUUUGCAGAUCUAUGUCAUUUCCCUGUGUUGGCCAUUCAGAUUGCAUUCACCUUCAUUGUAUUCCCAUGCCUUCUUCUGGCAUACACAGGGCAAGCAGCUUAUAUAAUUUCCAACAAGAAACAUGUGAAUGACGCCUUCUAUCGCUCCAUUCCAGAUGCCAUAUACUGGCCAGCCUUUGUUAUAGCAACUGCUGCAGCAAUAAUUGCAAGUCAAGCCACCAUAUCUGCAACCUACUCGAUAAUAAAGCAGGCUCUUGCAUUAGGAUGUUUCCCCCGCGUGAAGGUAGUCCACACCUCGAAGAAAUUUCUCGGGCAGAUUUAUAUCCCUGACAUCAACUGGCUCCUCCUUAUUCUUUGUAUUGCUGUGACUGCUGGAUUCAAGAACCAGAGCCAGAUAGGAAAUGCAUACGGCACUGCAGUGGUUAUAGUUAUGCUAGUGACAACGUUCCUCAUGGUACCAAUAAUGCUGCUGGUGUGGAAGAGUCACUGGAUUCUUGUCAUCACCUUUAUUGUGCUCUCGUUGAUGGUAGAGCUACCAUACUUCUGGGCUUGCAUAUUGAAGAUUGACCAAGGCGGUUGGGUCCCGCUUGUCAUCGCGAUAGCCUUCUUCAUCAUCAUGUAUGUGUGGCACUAUUGCACUGUAAAGCGGUAUGAAUUUGAGAUGCACAGCAAGGUGUCAAUGGCCUGGAUUCUUGGCCUCGGUCCGAGCCUUGGUCUAGUCAGGGUUCCAGGGAUAGGCUUUGUGUACACUGAGCUGGCAAGUGGCGUACCGCACAUCUUCUCACACUUUAUCACCAACCUACCUGCUAUCCACUCGGUUGUCGUCUUCGUCUGUGUCAAGUAUCUUCCAGUCUACACAGUCCCGGUGGAGGAGCGGUUCCUUGUGAGGAGGAUUGGGCCGAAGAACUUCCAUAUAUUCCGUUGCAUUGCAAGGUACGGAUAUAAAGACCUCCACAAGAAAGAUGAUGACUUUGAGAAGAUGCUCUUUGACUGCCUCACGUUAUUCAUCCGACUCGAGAGCAUGAUGGAUGGUUAUUCAGAUUCCGACGAGUUCAGCUUACCAGAGCAGAGGACUGAAGGAUCGAUCAACACUGCAUUUCUAGCAGACAAAACUGUCAACACAAUGUGCUCCAAUGGUGACCUUAGCUACUCAUCACAGGAUUCUAUUGUGCCAGUGCAGUCACCCCUCGGGGUAAACAACCUGUUGACGUACUCAAGCCAAACCAACCGUACAGUCAGCAACGAAGUUGAGUUCUUGAACCGGUGCAGGGAUGCUGGUGUUGUGCACAUCCUAGGGAACACCAUUGUGCGCGCUCGGAGAGAUUCAGGGAUCAUCAAGAAGAUUUCUGUAGAUUACUUGUAUGCCUUCAUGAGGAGGAUCUGCAGGGAGAACAGUGUGAUGUUCAAUAUUCCUCAUGAGAGCCUUCUUAAUGUUGGGCAAAUAUACUACAUCUGA
Messenger RNA from Triticum turgidum subsp. durum (durum wheat), 2361 nucleotides. NCBI's taxonomy places the organism in Eukaryota, Viridiplantae, Streptophyta, Magnoliopsida, Poales, Poaceae. The record is from the annotation of a GenBank genome assembly.